This is a messenger RNA of Belonocnema kinseyi, 1897 nucleotides long. Its product is annotated as CAAX prenyl protease 1 homolog. The coding region runs from base 309 to 1676 and encodes 455 amino acids. Gene Ontology annotation, biological process: CAAX-box protein processing. The transcript is spliced from 6 exons. Lineage: Eukaryota; Metazoa; Arthropoda; Insecta; Hymenoptera; Cynipidae. Gene Ontology annotation, molecular function: metalloendopeptidase activity. Gene Ontology annotation, cellular component: endoplasmic reticulum membrane. The record is from RefSeq and is a predicted model, not a curated record.
UGUUAGGAAAAUGUAUAAAGUGUAUCAAAUUGAAUUUAUAAUAUAUUAAUUUUAUUUUAAAUAAUUUCUCCGGAUUCGACCAAUUAGAAGAAGAUACGUAUCUGUUAGGUUUAUCGUGAAGCGGCCGGUUGGGCGGUGGGGACGUCGCGGUAAAAGAUAGGUUAGAAUGAAAUUUUCAGAUUCAGUGGAACGAUGUGUGUCAACCAUUGCUGUCGUUAGAAGCCGAUUUGUAGUGCAUUAAUCGAUAAUUUGUCGUCGCAAAUGCAAUUGCACAAAAAUAACAGUUUCGUGAUAAAUAAAACUUUAAAAUGAAAACAUUUUUGGACGUGGUUGGUGAGAAUAUAAGAUUUGAGAUUCUCGGAAUAAUAUGGAUAUUAACGCUUUGGGAACUUUAUCUUUCUCUUCGGCAGCGAAAGUUGAUGAAAAGACUCGAGAAAGUACCAGAUUUGUUAGAAGGUUUGAUGUCCCAGGAAGUUUACAGUAAAUCUCGUGUUUAUGCGCUCGACAAGAGUAGUUUCGACAUUUUCAAAACUUUAUUCGGAACUGCAUUCAAAACGAUUCUGAUACUUACUUUUGCAUAUUAUCAUGCAUGGAGAUGGAGUGUUAAAAUUAAUAACAAGAUUGGUUUGGGAAACAGAAAUGAAAUUUUGAAUAGCUGCACAUGCAUGUUAUUAACGAGCAUUAUUUCAUUUUUCAUCGAGCUACCAUUAGAUGCCUACAGCACUUUUGUUGUCGAACAAAAGCAUGGUUUCAAUAAGCAGACACCUUCGUUCUUCAUCAAAGAUAAACUAAAGCAGAUCGCUAUAAUGCAAGUAAUUUCAUUGCCAAUUAUGAGCGGUAUAAUGUGGAUUAUUAAAAAUGGCGGCGACCAUUUUGUCUGGUAUUUGUGGAUUUUUACCGUCGUUAUGAUCCUGAUUAUGAUGAUUGUUUAUCCCGAGCUGAUAGCGCCUCUUUUCGACAAAUACUCACCUCUUCCGGAAGGGGAUCUGCGGGAAAAAAUUGAAGCUCUCGCAGCUUCCCUCAAUUUCCCGCUCUACAAAUUGUACAUCGUCGAAGGCUCGAAAAGAUCAUCGCACAGCAAUGCCUACAUGUAUGGAUUUCAUAAAAGCAAAAGGAUUGUUCUGUUUGACACUCUUGUCAAGGAAUAUUAUAAACCAAGCGAGGAUGAUCCUAUAAAGGACCAGGGAUGCGAAAACGACGAGGUUGUUGCUGUUUUAGCGCACGAACUUGGCCACUGGAAGUACAAUCAUGUCUGGAAACAACUUCUUUUUGCUCAGAUCUCGAUUUUGAUAAACUUUUAUUCGUUUGGUAUGCUUUUGCAUUAUCGUCCGAUGUACGUCGCCUUUGGAUUUAAUCAUUCACAACCAAUUCUUAUCGGACUGAUUAUUGUGUUGAUGCACAUUUUAAUUCCAAUAAAUGAGCUCAUCGGUUUCCUGCAAACAGUCUGCUCGCGAAUAUUUGAGUUUCAGGCCGACAAAUUCGCGAAAGACUUGGGAUAUACGGAAUCGCUGAAAGGGGCUUUGGUCAAAUUGCAAAAGGACAAUUUGGGCUUUCCCGUGUUUGACAAAUUGUAUUCGGGAUAUCAUCACAGCCAUCCACCUCUGCUCGAAAGACUGGAAGCUCUGAGCAAAGAGGAUAAAGUGGGGAAAGAGGGGAAAGAGGAGAAAGAGGAUUAAGUGUCCGUAUGUAUUUUUAAGUGUGUUUCUACCAUAAAAAUGUAGAUUUUCGACUCUUCACAACUCGAACUCUGUGUGUACUCUCAAUAGUUAACAAGAACAAUUUUUUUAGUUUCUAGAAAGUACAUCAUAAAGUUUAAGUUACCUGAUUUACUUACUUUGUACAAAUUUCAUUUUCUAUGAGAUUUAAUAAGAGAAGUUUAUUCGUAAGUGUAUGAAAA